UCUCUAACGUGCCUGUACUAAACACUUUUCUUAAAUUAUUCUUUAGAUUUUUACCUUUUUGUAAGAGAGAUGUUAAAUAGAGUAAUAUAAUUAUUCUUUAGAAAAGUCGUCGUAGUGAUCUUUGGUUGACGAACAUGAUUUAAACGUGAUGUGAUCCUUCAAAAGGCUUGCAAAUAGUCAGUGGCUGCUCUUCCUCUCUUAGCUCUUCUUGUUCUUCUUCCACUUUCGUUGCCCCCUUUGAUUUGUGGGAGAUCUCUUUGCGAUGGAAUCAGAGAAACCCAUGUUCCAAGUCGAAAACUUUGACGAUGAGUUUGUCCAGAAGCUGGUCUAUGAUGCUCUCGUCUGGUGUUCCCUUCACGGGCUUGUCGUUGGUGACAAAGCUUAUCAGAAAUCAGGAACUGUUCCAGGGGUUGGGAUGACUCACGCCCCAAUUGCAUUACUACCAACUCCAUUCCCAGAAAGUUUCUUUAAGCAAGCUUGUGAAGUUGCCCCUCUCUUCAAUGAAUUGGUUGAUCGUGUCAGCUUGGAUGCCAAAUUCAUACAGGACAGUCUCUCCAGAACGAAAAAAGCCGACAUCUUUACAUCUAGACUUCUUGAUAUUCACUCCAAGAUGCUAGAAAGCAACAAGAAAGAGGACAUUCGUCUGGGUUUACACCGGUCAGAUUAUAUGCUGGAUGAAGAAACAAAAUCACUUCUUCAGAUAGAGAUGAAUACUAUUUCGUGUUCCUUUCCAGGCUUUGGUCGUCUUGUUACCGAGCUACACCAGUCGUUGCUUAGAUCUCAUGGUGAUCAUCUUGGGCUAGACUCUGAACGUGUACCCAAAAACACAUCCACUAGCCAAUUUGCUGACGCAAUGGCUAAAGCUUGGUUGGAGUACAACAACCCAAGAGCGGUAGUCAUGGUGGUUGUGCAGCCAGAUGAACGCAACAUGUACGAUCAGCAUUGGCUAAGCAGCGUAUUGAGAGAAAAGCACAAUAUUGUAACCAUUAGGAAGAGUUUAGCACAAGUCGAAAAAGAAGGGAGUGUACAAGAGGAUGGAACCCUUAUUGUUGAUGGCCAAGCAGUCUCGGUGGUUUAUUACAGAUCAGGUUAUACUCCCAGAGAUUAUCCGUCUGAAUUAGAAUGGGAUGCUAGGUUGCUUAUAGAGCAGUCCUCAGCUGUCAAAUGCCCGUCUAUAGCUUAUCAUUUAGCUGGCACCAAGAAAAUCCAGCAAGAACUCGCAAAACCAGGUGUUCUCGAGAGGUUUAUGGAUAACAAAGAUGACGUUACUAAGCUGAGGAAAUGCUUUGCUGGACUUUGGAGCUUGGACGAUCCAGAAAUCAUCAAGAAAGCAAUCGAAAAGCCUGAGUUGUUCGUUAUGAAGCCUCAGAGAGAAGGAGGAGGUAACAACAUCUAUGGAGAUGAUGUGAGGGAAAAUCUACUGAGGUUCCAGAAAGAAGGAGAGGAAGAAAACGCUGCGUAUAUCCUAAUGCAGAGGAUAUUCCCAAAAGUCUCAAACGUCUUCUUGGUGCGAGAAGGCGUUUACCAUAAAGAUCAAGCUAUAUCAGAACUUGGAAUCUAUGGCGCUUACCUCAGGAACAAGGAGAAAGUAAUAAUAAAUGAGCAGAGCGGUUAUCUGAUGCGCACAAAGGUCUCUUCAUCAGAUGAAGGCGGUGUUGCUGCUGGUUUUGCUGUCUUGGACAGCAUUUAUUUGAAUUGAGAUGGUUCUCAUUCACAGUCAUUCAUGUUUCUGCUUCCCUUUGUCCUGUUCUUCUUGCUUGUUAAAGAUAUGUGUACUAUAAAUCAUAAAGACAAAACAUAUGAGGAAACAAAGUUCUUUACAAUUA
Molecule: messenger RNA, 1826 nt
Organism: Eruca vesicaria subsp. sativa (arugula)
Lineage: Eukaryota; Viridiplantae; Streptophyta; Magnoliopsida; Brassicales; Brassicaceae
Source: the annotation of a GenBank genome assembly